AGGGGGCGCGCUCGCCCUCCGCCUCUAUCCCGUCAUGCUCCGCGCGGGGGGCCGCUUAUGGCGGCGCCCGUGGGCCGCGGCCUACCGGGCCGCGGCGGGGCCUGGGCCUGGAUUCGGUGCCGGUACCGGCGGUGAUGGAGGACGGGAGGAGCCGGAACCGGAGCUGCCCCUGCCGGAGGAGCCGCAGCUGCUCCGGGCAUCCAGCCCCGAGGUGCGGCAGCGGCUCCGGGGCCUGGCCGUGGUUUGCGGCCGGUUCGUGAGCGCUGAGGAGGAGGAGGAGCUGCUGAGGGAGCUGGAACCGGAGCUGAGCAGGGGACGGUACCAGAGGGAGCACUGGGACAAGGCCAUCUGCGGCUAUCGCGAGACCGAGCGCGCACUCCGGGGGGGGGCGGGGCGGGCGCUGCUCCUGCGCGUGGCCGACGCCGCCUUCCCCCCCCCCGCGCGGCCCCCGCAACCCCUCGUGCACGUGCUCGACCUCCAGCCGCGCGGUCACGUGCGCCCCCACGUGGACAGCGUCAAGUUCUGUGGCUGCACCAUCGCGGGGGUGUCCCUGCUGUCCCCCAGUGUCCUGCGCCUCGUGUGCUGCCGGCAGCCCCAGGACCGCAUGGACCUGCUCCUGGAGCCCGGAUCGCUCUAUGUGCUGCGUGGGGCUGCCCGCUAUGAGUUCACCCAUGAGAUCCUGCCCGAUGCUGAGUCCUGGUUUGGGGAGCGCCGGGUACCAAGGGGCCGCAGGAUCUCCAUCAUCUACCGCAACAGCCCCCCCGACACAGCUCCGUCUCCUCUCAGCGACCUCCCUGCCUUUAUUCCGGAUGGAGCCCCCCAAACCCCCCCCCGCACCCCACAAUAAAC
This is a messenger RNA of Melopsittacus undulatus (budgerigar), 849 nucleotides long. RefSeq names its product alkB homolog 7 (gene ALKBH7). The record is from RefSeq and is a predicted model, not a curated record. Bases 35 to 847 code for a protein of 270 amino acids. Gene Ontology annotation, cellular component: mitochondrial matrix. The transcript is spliced from 5 exons. NCBI's taxonomy places the organism in Eukaryota, Metazoa, Chordata, Aves, Psittaciformes, Psittaculidae. Gene Ontology annotation, biological process: DNA damage response; fatty acid metabolic process.